This is a messenger RNA of Ictalurus punctatus (channel catfish), 1531 nucleotides long. It is a transcript of the gene tgif1, whose product is annotated as TGFB-induced factor homeobox 1. NCBI's taxonomy places the organism in Eukaryota, Metazoa, Chordata, Actinopteri, Siluriformes, Ictaluridae. Gene Ontology annotation, biological process: regulation of transcription by RNA polymerase II. Gene Ontology annotation, molecular function: DNA-binding transcription factor activity, RNA polymerase II-specific; RNA polymerase II cis-regulatory region sequence-specific DNA binding. The record is from RefSeq and is marked provisional.
GGCGAGAGCAGAACCGAGGAACACGUUGUCUCAGGUUCAUGACAAUGUGUUGGCUGUCUCACAACUGAAUUACAACGCUUACUCGACUGAGAACAGACCGGAGUGACAGGACGGAGUCCACACCUUUGAGGAUUUAGCACGGAAAAAAACACCACUUUAGGAAAUAAAUUCGACGCCACGUCAGUACGUGAAUAGACGAUUUUUUUACGGAUAUGAAGCCUAAAAAGGGUAUGCAGGCCACUUCUGGCAGUGAGACAGAAGAUGAGGAUAACAUUGAUGUCCCUCUGGAUCUGUCUUCGAGUCGUGGAUCUGCAGCCAAAAGAAAACGGAGAGGAAACCUGCCUAAAGAAUCUGUACAGAUUCUUAGAGAUUGGCUUUAUGAACACCGCUAUAAUGCCUACCCUUCAGAACAGGAAAAAGCACUGCUUUCAAAACAGACUCACCUUUCCACACUUCAGGUGUGUAAUUGGUUCAUUAAUGCUCGUCGAAGGCUCUUGCCAGAGAUGCUGCGGAAGGAUGGUAAAGAUCCAAACCAGUUUACCAUUUCACGCCGUGCCAGCAAGGGGCCUGAGGGCAUGAGUGACAGCUCACACUCACCCAAACAUGACAGCUAUGAGACUGGCUCGCCUGCCUGCCCAGACAACACGACUAUUGACACCAGUUACCCCAGAAAAAACGCAUCGCCCACUCUGGCCCGUCCCUCUGUCAUUUGCCACACUACCAUCACAGCUAUAGGCACGAACAUUGAAGGGACCACAGAGUUGGCAGUCUUCAGCUGCCCAUCAGGCACAGGACUAGGCACAGAAUUCAACACUCCACCACCUACACCACCUGACCUAACAGCACAGGACUUCAGUGGCUUCCAGCUGCUUGUGGACGUGGCAUUGAAGAGAGCUGCAGAGAUGGAGCUGCAAGCGAAACGAGUGCUCGCUUAAAUACUGGAAGUGGAGGAAUAGAUGGAGGAUUGCUGUUUCCUUAACUUUCAUUCCUGGCCUUAACCCCUUUGAAGCGUACUUUGCAGGGAGAUUGGGGAUGUGACUUGGUGACAGAAAGUGUUGAUGAAUCAUAAAGUCCUAAUCAUUUCUAUUUUUGCUAAAUAUAAAUCCAAUUGGUGCAGAUUUGUUAGUACAAUACACAAUUUAACAUGUCUUGGCAGUCCACAUCUUUUUGUAUUUCAUUGGUGUAUAUAAAUAAAUGUAUAUCUUUCUUUUUUUGCACACAGGUGACCAAAAACACAUAGACAAAGACUUUGUAGAUCUUUGAGAAAAGAGACUCGUAUCUUCAGUUCAAGUUUUCCAUUGUCAUUUUGCAGAGAUUUGGUUCUAUGAUUUUUUUUAUUAUUUUUUUUCUUUCAUUCUGCAUCAUUUUUAGAGAACAGUUUUGCAGUUUACUCUGCCUAAUUUUUUGCACAAUAUGGCAGGUCAUGUUUCUUCCUCCCUGUUUCUCUAAUGUACUGUAAUCACUACUGUUCCAGGUCAUACUUUUUUGUUUGUUUGUUUCAUUGUGUAAAGAAAAAAAUUGCUUUUUGGAA